Molecule: messenger RNA, 2520 nt
Organism: Maniola jurtina (meadow brown)
Lineage: Eukaryota; Metazoa; Arthropoda; Insecta; Lepidoptera; Nymphalidae
Product: D-beta-hydroxybutyrate dehydrogenase, mitochondrial
Exons: 9
Coding region: 366-1538 (390 amino acids)
Source: RefSeq, a predicted model, not a curated record
AGCGCACGCAGUGGCAUCCGCGACCGCCUACCGACGCCGGCGCCGACCUGGAGCGAAAAUCCACAUAUCGCCACGCCCUGCUUUUACUGUCAACGUGGUAUAAAGUAUGUCUAUUUCGUGAAUUACAGAUAAUUACUAGUACUGUGAUUAAUUACAUCUACUUUGAAAAUUUUCAUUUCACAGUGAUAACUAGGUUUGACAAAUAAAACAAUAAAUAUGUAUGAGUCAUGUGAAAAUCUAAUAAAAUUUCUAAUAAAAGUGCUAGUGUAAUAAAUGUAAGUCGUAAGUGCAACAUAGUUAUCAAUAGUAUUCGGGUAGUAAAGUUCUACACACGUUUGUAGAUCUAAGCCGGCAGCUAAGUGACCAUGGCCGCGGGCGAUGUAACGCGCCGCGCCUCUAUCACCGCUCCGUCGAUGCACCGGCGUCCUUCGGCGAGACGAGGAUCGCUUAUCAAAGGCUCCCAGACUACCACAUCAAAGGAGGUGCCAUGGGACAUCAUCGACCGAUGCGCGCUGCCCAUAGUGCUGUGCCAUGCUCUCGCCGUGGUGCUGUCGGCGCUGAUGAACGCGCUGCACAUCAGCCAAAUCUCUGUGUUCACGUUGUUCCUCUGGUUCUCCAUCUCGGUUACCGGAUCCCUCUGGUUCUACCACAACCUGCAAGUCAUAGCAGCAGGGAAAGCGGUAUUAGUGACAGGAUGCGACAAUGUGUUAGGAAACGCGCUAGCCAGGAAGCUGGACGACUUGGGAUAUCAUGUGUUCGCGGGCUUCCAGAACAAGGCUGGAAAUAUUGAUGCCGAUAUGCUCAAGGAAGAUUGCUCUGGUAGACUACAUACUCUUCAGCUGGACAUCACUUCAGAAACACAGAUUCUCUCGGCGUCUCUGUAUAUCGUGGACCACCUACCAGAGGGCGCCCAAGGCUUGUGGGCCAUCGUCAACUGCGAGUCCUGGUGCGCGCUGGGUGAACUAGAAUGGGUGCCGUUCUCUGUGAUUCGGCGAGCUAUGGAGGUGAACUUGCUUGGACCGGCUCGCCUGGUUCAAGUGAUGCUGCCGCUAGUGCGCCGCUCGCGGGGCCGCGUCGUGUUGGCCUCGUCCAUCCUGACGCACGUGGCGGCGCCCGUGCGCGGCGUGCACGCCGCCUCGCUCGCCGCGCUCGACGCCCUCGCCGCCUGUCUGCGUCGUGAACUGAAGCCGCGUGGCGUCGACGUCGUGGUGGUAGCUGCCGGCGAAUACACGACGGGUAGUGCGUGGCUCUCCGAGGAGAAGCUUCUGGAGCAAGCGCGCGACAUGUGGAAACGGCUUAGCGACGAACAAAAAGGCGCCUACGGAGAAGACUAUUUCGAGCAAGCUCUCCGCAGUAUCGAGAAAUAUACUAAGAGUGCUGACGCUGACCUGACGGCGGUGACUCGCGCGCUGAGUGACGGCGUGACCCGGACCUUCCCGCUCUCCCGCUACACACCGGUCUCCCCUCGCGAAAAGCUCAAGUCAUUGUUAGCAGAACAUAUGCCACGCUCGCUCUACGAAGGACUCUACUCCGAUUAAAUCGAAGAAGAUAAGGAACAAGAUCGUCUUUCUUCUUCAAACUGUUUACCAGGGACCGAAUCACCGGUAUUUUUUUGGAUAGCGUUACAAAAGUACCGUUAAUAUGCCAACGUUAAAAGUAACCCAUACAUCUAGUAACGUUAUCCAGAUACCAUUAAUACUACAAAAAGUAAGAAUACCUUUACCGGUAUUUAUAAUUUAUACACACGCACAUUUACCGUUGUAACAAUAAAAAUAUAACGUUAAAAUAUCAUACUAAUUAUACCUACUACUACUGUUAACCUACAAAAUGUCAUGGUUAUAAAAAACGCUUUUAUAAAAUAAAUACCAAGCUUUUAAGCUUCGAUCACACUGAGCUGAGGUAAAUUAUUUGCGGGAUGCGUAAAGUGAUUUAAUCGCCACGAUUGCCUAACGAACUUGUCUAAAUUGUUUAAAUUGACGUGGGUAGCAGCAUACAUACAUUAGUGAAUCGCGCUAAAUUGCGUCUCGCAUGCCACCCCUCAUUAUAACCACUUCUUUAAUCUAUUCUUCGGAUAUUAUGGUUUAUGUAUGUAUUUUGUUCGUAUAAUCAAUGUGGAUAGGUAUAGAUGUUGGCGGUAAAAUUAUAGCAAAGAAAAUUAUAAAAGCUUUCAAUAUAAUUUUAUACGAAGCUGACGUGUUUUUAGCUCAGCAUCUUCAUAGAAGCGAAACACGAUGCAUGAUACUUAAUUGCUGUAAUAAAUUCAACUAAAAUGCUGUUUAGAACGAGUUUAGGUUCUCGUGUGCAAAAUGAGGCCAGCUCGCAGUUGCUGAAGCCUGCAUGAAUUAUGUAAGCUUUUAAGGUCGAGUAACUUUUCUGAUCAUUUAUGCAAGUUCCUCUCACUUGAACACGUUCCCAGCAUCUCUUUCAAGUGGGAGAUUAUAUGUGGAUAGCCACAUUUACACUAAUUGGCUCUCUUAAAUGUGAUAUCUCUCUAAACUCUUCAAUAUGUAUUCUGAAAAU